AUGGAGUUCGCUAAUUUGGUACAGGGAGCUAUGACAGUACAUCAGUACGCAGCUAGAUUUAUCGAGUUAUCACGUUUUGCUGCAUAUUUGAUCUCUAAUGAGGAGAAGAAGGCUCAUAAGUUUGAACAUGGGCUGAAUGAAAAGGUUUACGAACGAAUUGUGGGCUUUCAAAUUCGGAACUUUUCAGAGUUGGUGAAUAAGGCCACAGUGUUUGAGCGGAGCCUUCAAAGGAGUGCAGCACUACUGGAACAGAGGAAGAAGACUGUGCCACAGGGGUCUCAAUCUGCAAUGGAUCAAGGGCUGUGGAAAAGGAGAAAUAAUGGGAGCAGCUCAGGGCAAAAGCAAAUGCAGGGAAAUCAAUCGAACAACCUCUGUAAGUUUUGUAGUCGUGCACAUACUGGAGAGUGUAGAAGGGAAACGGGGGCGCGCUUUCGAUGCGGUAAGACCGGACAUUUUAUCAGGGAAUGCCCUUUGCGGCUAACAGACAACAAGGAUCCUAAUCCACAUCCAAGUUUCCAACAAGCGAAUCAGGGAAAUAAUCAAUGUAGAAUGGGACCGGCCCGAGUGUUUGCACUGACAUCUGAAGAUGCUGAGAACGGCAACAAUGAGAUCACUGGUACCUCACUCUAUUUCUCCUUGAAAUCUUUGUAA
Juglans microcarpa x Juglans regia is the source of this 651-nucleotide messenger RNA. RefSeq lists its product as uncharacterized. Bases 1 to 651 code for a protein of 216 amino acids. Lineage: Eukaryota; Viridiplantae; Streptophyta; Magnoliopsida; Fagales; Juglandaceae. Gene Ontology annotation, molecular function: nucleic acid binding; zinc ion binding. The record is from RefSeq and is a predicted model, not a curated record. The transcript has a single exon.